UUUUGGCAAUAAAAUCAGUAAAUGUACAUGUUUUUCCCACCUGUUUAAAUUUAAAAGUAAUAUUACACGUUACACUUUUCUUGUUUAGAAUAAGUGAACAUCACUGUUCUUGUUAAAAUGUCACGAAAAGAAGACUUAUUGUCUUUGUGUCGAUGUUGAAAGCCACACAACAAGUUUAGUCUGAGGUGACAUCAAAAGCUGUCAUAAUGUGAUGGGUAAAGAAAUUAAUCUGCUAUAGGUCGAACAGCUGUUGUGUCUCCAGCGAUUUAUUGGUACAGGAGUUUGACAUUGAUAAACUUUUGACUAUUUACUGGUCGAGUUAUCGUUGGAUUUUAAGGUUAUAACCUUGCUGAAAUUCGCAGCUUGAGCAUUUGGAACUGUUACAGUAUAUAAGGAGUGUGGCGUCUAAAAACCAACACGCUGAAAUCAUUUAUUGAUUGCUAUUUUUAUCAAUUAAUAAUGACAAGUCGUUAUAGGAUAAUUUAGUUGAACAAUCGAUCGCAAAUAAAAGUCAUUCAAUGGAUCUACACUAUCUGACAGGGAAGUUCGAAAAAUGAUACUUCAAAUAUAAAAAUAGUUAUACACAUGUGAUUACAUUAUUUUUCAAAUAUCCUAGAAAUGGAGAACUAUCGGAAGUUUGUUCAAAAAUAGGAGUGAGUGCUAUCGAAGAAAUGAAUAUCAGCAAAAAUUGAAAAAUUAGAGCUACCAAUAACUUCAAUGGAAGAAAGUAAUUCUUCGCCGUCAGCAUUUAUUGGUAACAACACCACAGUUUUGGAAAUGGAACCACAUACUUCUUUGUCUCCAAUAGUUCCCGCUUUAAUGUUUGCAGCCGGUGCAAUAGGCAACAUAACUGCUAUAGUAGUAUUAUUAAAAUCAAAGAAAGAAAACAGGAGAACAAUAUUUUACCGACUUGUGGGACUUUUGGCUGUUGUAGAUCUCUUUGGAACAAUAUCAACGUCGCCUGUUACAUUCCUCCAGUAUGCACAUUUCCCACAAUGGUACGGUGGAGACCAUUUAUGUCAUUAUUUCUCUUUCAUGUUAAUAUUUUCCGGAUUAACAACUAUGUUUGUUGUGGCUAUUAUGGCUUUAGAUCGUUAUAUAGCUCUUCUGCAUCCUUACUUUUAUGCUGGAUUUGUAACAAAAAGAAAAGCCGUUUAUAUUUUGUCAUCCCUUUUCAUAUUUUCUGUAGCUAUUUCCAGCCUGCCUUUAAUCGGUGUUGGCAAAAAUGUAGCACAUUAUCCCGGGACAUGGUGUUUCUUUGACUUUAGAAGUGAAGAUUCAGCAGGGAAAGCAUUUACAUAUAUCUAUUCAUUGACAGGACUAUUAAUCAUUACUUUGAUAACCGCUUCCAAUGUGGCAGUGAUCGCAACUUUGAUACAAAUGCGUGAUACUUCUAAAACUAUUUCCUGCAAUAAAGAUGAAAUUUGCAGAAUAGAUCGUGAAAUGCAGAUGAUGAUAUUUUUGAUAGCAGUGGUGCUUAUAUUUAUCAUAUGUUGGGCACCAUUAAUGGUUGUAGUCUUACUCUGUACUACAGGGACAAUAAAACAUAGUGAUGAACUGGACUUGUUGGUAAUUCGAUUGGCGUCAUUUAAUCAAAUACUUGACCCAUGGGCCUAUAUCUUAUUAAAAAAGAGACAUAUCAUUUUAUGCAUUCGAUGGACCAGAAAAGCUUUGAGAAGUGCAAGAGGAAAGUUGGCUCUUCAGACGAACUCAAAUAAUGAAAUAGCUGAAAGUCGACCUCUUCCUAAAAUAGGAGUGUCUGAUAUCAGUCAAUCGUUUGAAAAAUCGUUGUCGUCAAGUUUUCGUGGAGAAUGCACAAAACUGUAAACAAUUUCCCGCAUAUCCUUUCCACGUGCUUUCAUACAUUUUUACAAUAAAAUAAGUGCAAGUUUU
Molecule: messenger RNA, 1893 nt
Organism: Mytilus californianus (California mussel)
Lineage: Eukaryota; Metazoa; Mollusca; Bivalvia; Mytilida; Mytilidae
Product: prostaglandin E2 receptor EP4 subtype-like
Exons: 6
Coding region: 718-1827 (369 amino acids)
Biological process (GO): adenylate cyclase-activating G protein-coupled receptor signaling pathway; inflammatory response; positive regulation of cytosolic calcium ion concentration
Cellular component (GO): plasma membrane
Molecular function (GO): prostaglandin E receptor activity
Source: RefSeq, a predicted model, not a curated record